AACAGGCCCAAGUCUGGAUUCUGUACAGUUCCGUAAUCACGGAGAAAGGAAGGAAAAAAGUAAUUUCCAAAUAAAACACAGAAGAUUUUUUUUUAAAACAAUUCUGCCUCAAAUUAGUUUUGAAGGAACUAAAAAGGACUUUGAAGUGUCUCGCAUGUAGGAUUUCAAUGGGAAUCCCUCGAGAAAAGGGAUUCUUACAUGAAUGUUUAUUACACUGAAUCAGCCAGCUACCCACAGCAACUGCUUGCUUGAAGUUAUUUUUCUGGAGAAAAAAAUCUAGGGUCUGCUGCUCUGCUGCUGCCUUGAAAGACUCUCUGUGUUAUUCUGUAUAAUAAAGUUCAAAAGAUGCCAUCUGCUAUCCUGAAUAAUGAAUCGAUUGAUUUGGAGAGCAUGGAGGAGAUGGAAGAAGAAAUUCCAGUCGUGCUAUGUGCUGCUGCAGGCAGAAUGGGUGCAACAAUAGCUGCAAUCAACAGCAUUUAUACCAACACGGAUUCGAAUGUCUUCUUCUACAUAGUUGGGCUAAAGAGCGGCAUUCCACAUAUCAGGCAGUGGAUUGAAAACUCCAAACUGAAAGAUAUCAAGUUUAAAAUUGUGGAAUUCAAUCCUAUGGUGCUUAAAGGGAAAAUCAGACCAGACGCAACCCGUCCUGAAUUACUUCAGCCUCUAAACUUUGUUCGAUUUUACCUCCCUCUACUUAUCCAUGAACAUGAAAAAGUGAUUUAUUUUGAUGACGACGUGAUUGUACAAGGAGACAUCCAAGAUCUAUUUGAUACAAAGUUAAUUCGAGGACAUGCUGCAGCUUUUUCAGAUGACUGUGAUCUACCUUCAACUCAUGAAAUGGUUAGAAGUGUAGGAAUGCAGAACACUUAUAUGGGCUUUCUGGACUAUCGAAAGCAAACAAUCCAAGAUCUGGGUAUAAGUCCCAGCACCUGCACAUUUAAUCCUGGUGUGAUUGUAGCCAAUAUGACAGAGUGGAAGCACCAACGCAUCACAAAGCAGUUAGAAAAAUGGAUGCAGAAAAAUGUAGCAGAAAAUCUCUAUAGCAGCACCCUUGCAGGAGGUGUGGCCACUUCUCCAAUGCUCAUUGUUUUCCAUGGAAGAUAUACAACUAUUAAUCCUUUGUGGCAUAUUCGACAUUUAGGAUGGAGUCCUGAUGCUAGAUACUCAGAGCAUUUUCUUCAGGAGGCCAAGUUACUUCACUGGAAUGGGAGAUAUAAGCCUUGGGGCUACCCUAGUGGACACUUUGACUUUUGGGAAAAAUGGUUUAUUCCUGACCCUUCAGGAACUUUUAAACUGAUUCGUCCUAAGACCUAAUUAUGCCAUUUAUCUUUAAGACAUCAGAAACAGUUUUCAGCAUGAUCAUGGUUAUAUAUAUAUUUGAGAUGGUAUUUAGUGAACAUGGCUCUACUGUAUAACUGAAUCUUAUGAUGUAUAAGCAUCAAAAUGAAAUUUUACCACAAGGACAAUGAGGCCACAAAGUAUGCACACUAUCACUCUUUCUAGCAGGAGCUGAAACUGAAACAUUGUUAAGGAAAACAAUCUUUAAUAACACCAAGGUCUCUAUUUAAAUAAUUCUGUAAAUAAGGACUUACCAAAAUACUUUUUGUAAUACUGUUUGAAUAAAUUUGUUUUUGUCUUAAGUGCAUCUUCUAUAUAUAAAAUUAAGCCAAAUAAAAUUAAGCAUCCAUUAUUUUAUUUCAAAUAAUUUAAAACUGCUUUGUUGUAACAAUACCAAUACAAUUGACUUUUAAACAAUAUUACAAUAAAGCACCAGAAAAUAUUA
This is a messenger RNA of Protobothrops mucrosquamatus (brown spotted pit viper), 1783 nucleotides long. It is a transcript of the gene GLT8D2, whose product is annotated as glycosyltransferase 8 domain containing 2. Gene Ontology annotation, molecular function: glycosyltransferase activity. Gene Ontology annotation, cellular component: Golgi apparatus. The record is from RefSeq and is a predicted model, not a curated record. NCBI's taxonomy places the organism in Eukaryota, Metazoa, Chordata, Lepidosauria, Squamata, Viperidae.